CAGCCGCGGAGGCCUCUUCCUGUCCCCGUCUCUGUGCCGCCCGGCCACUGCCAGACUCGCUCUCGGGCUCCCACUGCUGCCUCCUCGCCCAGCCAUGUGCACAGGGAAGUGUGCCCGGCUGGUGGGCCUCUCCCUAGUGCCCAUGGGCCUGGCCUGCAUCCUGGCCAACAUCCUCCUGAUGUUCCCCAAUGCUGAGCGGCGCUGGACGCCCGACAACCUCACACUGCAGGUGUGGCUGAUGGGGGGCCUCCUUGGUGGGGGGCUGAUGGUCCUCUGCACCGGCUGCUCAGCUGUGCGGGCCGGCGGGAAAGGCUGCUGCGGAUACGGCUGCUGCGGAAACCGGUGUCGGAUGCUGCGCUCCGUCUUCUGCUCCGUCUGGGGGGGCCUGGGGGGCUUCUACUGCCUCGUGGUGUCCGCCACAGGCCUGGCCAACGGGCCCUGGUGUGAGACGCAAAGUGGGAAAUGGGAGACUCCCUUCAAAAAUCUCAACCAGAGCUACCUGCACGACCAGACUCUGUGGAGCCAGUGUGUGAACCCUCCCCAAGUGGUGCUCUGGAACAUCGUCCUCUUCUCCAUCCUGCUGGCGCUGGGCGCCCUGGAGGUGGUGCUGUGUGGGGUGCAGGUGGUGAAUGGCCUCCUGGGGACGAUGUGUGGGGACUGUCGCAAGGCAGCUGACCGUGAGGGCGAUGGCCUGUGAGGCUGGCUGCGUCCUGGGAUCCGGCUGGGCGGCCGCCCGUGAGACUGUCCCCUUUCCAGGCUCCUCCCACCCCCCAAAACAUUCUGCCAUCCCUUUACCCCUCCUGGUUCCAAAGGUGCUGAGAAACCAAACCCCCCCCCGGUGAAAAAUAAACACUCUUGUUGUGAA
Messenger RNA from Hemicordylus capensis (graceful crag lizard), 865 nucleotides. It is a transcript of the gene TM4SF5, whose product is annotated as transmembrane 4 L six family member 5. The coding region runs from base 95 to 697 and encodes 200 amino acids. The transcript is spliced from 5 exons. Gene Ontology annotation, cellular component: membrane. NCBI's taxonomy places the organism in Eukaryota, Metazoa, Chordata, Lepidosauria, Squamata, Cordylidae. The record is from RefSeq and is a predicted model, not a curated record.